AAAAUAGCGUAAUCCUGCCCAUCGGGAUUCGUGUUUUGUGGGAUCUGGAUUUUCAACUGGAACCAUUCACUAUGUAUAAUAAAGCCAAGGGAUUUGGGUUUGGAGGGUUUGCAAUGAAGUCUAAAGAAGCAGAGAGGCCUGCAUUGGGAAGCAUGGAUAUGGACUCUGCUGGAACUAUGUUGGGAAUGAUGCAGGCCCGACAGAUCGGCAUGUCAACUGGGAUAGGCAAGAAAAGAGUAAAAGAUGAAGAUGACUACUUUGAUGCUGAUGAUGAUGAGACUGCUAACAAUGACAUGGACUACCUUCCUGCCCCUGGAAGUCCUGGUCAAGAGAAGCAAGAGGACUCUGAUGAUAGCGAAGACCCUCUUGAUGCCUUUAUGGCUGGUAUUGAGAAAGAGGUAAAGCACCAGGGUUCAAGCAAACCAAAGAGCAAUGAAGCUGAUGCUGAAGGAGAGAAACCCACUGGGAAGAAACACAAAGAGAAUUUCCGGGCUGACAUUGAAGAAGAGGAUGAGGUUGAACAGUAUAUGAGAUAUAUGGAGGAGAACCCAAUGGCAGGAGUACAUGUAGAUGAUGAUGGGGACAUCAUUGAUUAUGAUGCUGAUGGGAACCCUAUCAUACCAGAAAGAAGCAAGAUAAUUGACCCCCUUCCACCUGUGGACCAUGACAUGAUUGACUACGAGCCAUUUACCAAAAACUUUUACAUCGAACAUGAGGAAAUACAAUCGCUCUCAGAGCAGAAUGUUAACGAACUAAGAAAUAGAUUAGGAAUACGGGUCUCUGGUAUUCAACCACCAAAACCUGUGUCAAGCUUUGGCCACUUUGGCUUUGAUGAUAAACUUCUAGCAGCUGUCAGAAAAGCAGGCUUUACUACACCAACCCCAAUUCAGGCACAGGGAGUUCCAGUGGCAAUGAGUGGUCGUGACAUUAUAGGGAUUGCUAAGACUGGAAGUGGUAAAACAGCAGCUUUCCUCUGGCCGCUGAUAGUACACAUCAUGGACCAGAAAGAAAUUAAAGAAGGAGAUGGACCAAUAGGAUUAAUUCUUGCUCCAACGAGAGAAUUGGCGCAACAAAUUUAUAAUGAAGCCAAGAAGAUUGCCAAAGUCUUCAACAUCAAAGUUGUAUGCACCUAUGGAGGUGGGAGUCUCUGGGAGCAGGGCAAGGCCUGUGAGGAAGGAGCAGAAAUAAUUGUAGCAACUCCUGGAAGAUUGAUAGAUCUGGUGAAGAAAAAGUCUACAAACUUACGACGUGUGACAUACCUAGUUUUUGAUGAAGCUGACAGAAUGUUUGAUUUGGGAUUUGAACCACAAGUGCGAUCUAUUGCUAAUCAUGUCAGGCCCAAAAGACAAGCCCUUUUGUUCAGCGCAACAUUUCGGAAAAAAGUUGAACGUUUGGCAAGAGACAUUCUAACAGAUCCUGUAAGAGUUGUACAAGGGGAACUAGGAGAGGCAAAUGAAGAUAUUACUCAGAUUGUGGAGGUGUUUCCUCAAGGGCCUGCAAAAUGGAUGUGGUUGACUCGACGAUUAGUGGAAUUUACUUCAAUGGGCAGUGUCCUUAUAUUUGUAACUAGAAAAGCCAACAGUGAAGAACUUGCCAAAAAUCUUAAGCUGAAGGAUGUAUCAUUGGGACUUAUGCAUGGAGAUAUGAGUCAAAUGGAAAGAAAUGAAGUGAUCACAAAGUUCAAGAAGAAGGAAUUCCCUGUAUUGGUAGCUACAGAUGUUGCAGCUCGAGGGCUUGACAUACCAUCCAUAAAAACUGUGAUAAAUUAUGACGUGUCUAGAGAUAUUGAUACCCAUGUACAUAGGAUUGGAAGAACUGGGAGAGCGGGUGAGAAAGGCACAGCGUUUACUCUUAUCACAUCGAAGGACAAAGAUUUUGCUGGACAUCUUGUGAGGAACUUGGAAACAAGUGGGCAAUAUGUUCCACCCCCUCUAAUAGAAUUAGCUAAUCAGAAUCCAUGGUUCAAGAAUUCUAGGUUUAAACAAGGUAAAGGCAAAAAGCUGAGAGGCCUUGGGUUCAAAGAGAGGCCUGGCCUAGGAGCUGGAACAUCAACCAGCUCUUCUAAGUCUUCUUCUACAGCAAGUGCCCCAGCGCAGGAGGAACGUCUUGGCCCUCAGAGUGACAGGAUAUCAGCCAUGAGAUCAGCGUUUAAGUCACAGUUUUCAAGCAAUUUUGUAUCAUCAACUUCUGAAGAAACUGGUUGGAAAACUAUGCAACGACAUAAUAAUAAGGACGAAAACCCAAACAAUUAUCAAAUUCCCGAGGCACCAGUACCAAAAAAGCCACGGAAAAGUCGCUGGGAAGACAGCUGAAUUUAAUUUAUAAUUUUCGGUACAAGUUGUGAAAGAUACCUGAUGAUUUGGAGUCUCGAUAUACAUCAUGCAUUGGUAAUAUCACCCAGAGGAGUCUUAUAAUGUUGAAUUAUCUUCAAAUGUUGAAUUAUCUUCAAUGUCGAAUUAUCUUGAACUUUCAUUGGAUCGAAUUAAAGGAUGAAGAAUGAUGUAAUCUUGUAAAAUCUAUAUUCGUCAAUGUUGGUUGAUAACAACAACUAAAUCUGGCAUAUCACAUUUUGACCAAUCACGGAUAUGCUUGCAAACUGACAAUAUACGCCAUAAAAUCACCAUAGAGUUGAAAAAAGAAUGAAUUGAGUGAGUUCUGGAGCAGUGUCUACAAUGAGGCAUACACCAUGGGUAGAAAUCCUGAAAAUGAUGUAGGUAGUAUAAUAGUUCUAAUAUUGAUAAUGAUGACAGAUAUUUUGUGGGCAUCGAUAUUUUCCAUCUCAUAAUGUCUUAUUCAAAGUAAAGUCUACAAUUGAUGAAUAAAUUCAUGAAAAAUAGAACUUCUGUAGUUGGUGGAGUGUAUAUCUGAAAAUUAAGUGCAAUACUGCAGCAUACGUUUUAGUUUGUCAUAAUACACUUACUUAUGGUUAUUUAUUUAAGAGGGGUAUAUCAAUGAAAAGUUCCCUCUUUAGAAGCCCAUGGGCACCCAUUUCAAAUUACUUUCAAAUAAAUGCUCAGUGGGUGAAGAAUUUUAAAAAGGAUCAAUUAUUCCUAGAAAUGUUUGAGAUCUCAUUGAGGGCUAUGUCAGUGUCCAGGCAGAGAUAGAUUUGACUGAUAUUCCCCAAAAUAUUAAUGGCCACAUAUCAUCUGAUCAAAAUAAGUAUGAUUUGACUUAAUGGGAGAAAAUUCUGGAGGUUUGCUCAUUAAAACACAUCAAGAAUCAAGAAAGUGUCAUCAACUACAGAUACGCAUGCAUAUUAAUUUUUUCUAAUUUCAUUUGUUAUUAACAAACACAAACUUAAUUUCAAUAACUUUUUAUUUUAAGCAAUAAUUAAUUUUCUUAGGAUAUCCAAUAAUUUUGAUCAUGUAAAUCAAGAUGAGUUUUGAAAUAAUUAAAUCUAGCAAAUGCUAUAAUAAUGGAUAGAUUUUAGUUAAGAUAUAUCAUAUGAUAUAUCAUUUUUCAUAUCUAUUUUUAUGAAUAAGUACCAAAUGUCAAAUGAUGAGAUACUUUUAGUAUCAGCAACAUUUGGGUACUUUUUAAUGAUCAUUGAUCAAGUCAGUGUAUACACAAUUCCAUGGACUACUAGUAUACAUGGAUAAAUAUGUGAAACACUUUUUUCAUACAUGUUAGACAAUUGGUUAUAAAUAUACAUGUAUUAUGUUUACAUGGACUACAUUGGAAACAUAUAACUUGUAACACUUUUUUCAUACAUGUCAGACAAUUACAAAUGUAACAUCAAAACUGCAAACACAAACAUUGGUUAUAAACAUUAACUUUUAUAUUGUUUACAUAAAUGAAAAAAAAUCUUCAAUAUGUCUGACAUCUUGAUCAUUAAAUAUCAUAAUGAUAAUCCUUUGAUAUCAAUGUACAGGUAUGUUUUACAUUAUAUCUGUCAAGUGGCUUGCUACUUUCUCUCCCCUGAUUAUUCAAUAAACAUUCCCAAAGGAACAAAAUGUCAGACGAUAUUACAUAACAGCUUAUAUGAAAUUUAUGCUAAAAUAAUGACAAUUAAUACGAGAGAAACAAAUCAAGUGGCAAUAUACGAAAAAACAUCUUACACUCACACAUGAUCAUCCUCUACUAUAUAUAAAAUGAGGAUACACUGGUUAGCUGGUACAUUAAUACCCUUUUGGUAUUAUGCGCAGCAGAUACCACAUUUUAUUUAAAAAUACUCUUUGUACAAUACACCAUCUGAUUACAACCAAAUUCAAGAUAUCUAUGGUAUUUCUUUUAGUGACUCUUUGAAUGUCAUAACACGACUGCACAAAAAUAAAGCUAUUUAACUAUACUGUACAUAACUAUUAUGCUAUUAAAAUGCAAGAUUUUACAUACAUGUACUAUUUUUUGGUGGUGCAUCUAGAAGGGUAAAUUCAACCCUCCUCAUUGUAUUUGAACAAAGCAUUCUCUGAUGGCAUUUACAUUAUGAAUGCACUUUCAGGAUGACCUACAUCAAUGUCUUAUCAAGGUGAUACUACAUUUACAGUAUGAAACAAUAUUUUACAAUUUUCAUUGGGCAUUGGACAAAUAAUCAUAAAAUGCUUUUGUCACUUCAUGAAGAUGGAUUUUGGUAUGAUAACCAAGUAUGAAUUAGAUCUUAGGCAUGCUGGGUAAAAUUUGAGGUGCCAUUAGGUAUCAAUGCGUGCUUUGUUAAAACUAUACAUUCAAUAUUUUUUAGUCUUCAAAUUGAAAAGCCGUACACUGGCUGUAUCAAAAGUUUUGAUUCAAUAUCAAAAAGCAAAAAUAUUAU
Molecule: messenger RNA, 4747 nt
Organism: Owenia fusiformis
Lineage: Eukaryota; Metazoa; Annelida; Polychaeta; Sabellida; Oweniidae
Source: the annotation of a GenBank genome assembly